GCGACAGGUCAUAACCGUGCAUCAGCACAGAUAAUCUAACGCAUGGCAGUUGGAUAAACCCAGCCCAAUGCCCAAACCCAACUCGAAGCGUGGCAUCUCCUCCCUCGUUUCAACUCCACAAAAUACAUACUGUAUUAUCAUUAUCCAGCAAUGAAUACUUUAACAAUGGCUUCAAUCCCCCCAACGUCCACCCAUUUCCCAAUACGACGCCGUUUCCAUCACCUCAAACCUCUCCACUUCCUCCGCCCCAAUCUCUCCAGAAGCGUCGUUUGCAACGCGGAGCCUUAUCUUAUCACAAAGCUCGAUUCUGCUGAAAAGACCUGGAGAGAGCUCUCUGUUAAGUUGGCAGAACCGGAUAUUGUUACAAAUCCAAGCGAGUACCAAAAGCUUGUCCAGUCUAUGGCAGAACUCGAAGAAGUUGUUAAUACGUACCAGAGAUUCAAGGAUUGCCAGAUGCAACUAGAACAAACGAAAGCUUUGGCCAAGGAGGAGGUCAGUGAUGCAGAUAUGGCUGAGAUGAUUGUUUCAGAAAUCGAAACUUUGUCAAGUCAAUUAAAAGAGCUCGAGGAGAACAUUAAGCAAUUGCUGAUUCCUACUGAUCCUCUUGAUGCGAGGAAUAUAUUGCUCGAAGUAAGGGCUGGCACGGGUGGUGAUGAAGCUGGCAUAUGGGCUGGUGAUCUUGUACGCAUGUACCAGAGGUACAGCGAAAGAAGCUCGUUAAAGUACUCCCCUGUAUCAUGUUCCGAGGCUGAGAAAGGAGGAUUCAAGACUUAUGUGAUGGAAAUAAAAGGAAAACGUGUUUAUAGCAAGUUGAAGUAUGAGUCUGGUGUUCAUCGGGUUCAACGAGUUCCUCAGACAGAGGCUCAAGGUCGUGUUCACACAUCUACUGCAACAGUGGCUAUCAUGCCAGAGGUCGACGAAGUUGAGAUUGUAAUUGAUCCAAAAGAUAUUGAACUUACAACUGCAAGAUCUGGUGGUGCUGGAGGGCAAAAUGUGAACAAGGUGGAGACAGCUGUAGAUCUUGUCCACAAACCAACUGGAAUAAGAAUUUUUUGCACAGAAGAAAGGAGUCAGCUUAAAAAUAAGAAUCGUGCCCUACAAUUAUUACGAGCAAAACUGUACGAGAUCAAAUUGAGGGAGCAGCAAGAAUCAAUAAGGAAUGAAAGAAAAUUACAGGUUGGUAGUGGUGCCCGUGCAGAGAAGAUCCGGACGUACAAUUAUAAGGACAACAGGGUUACCGAUCACCGGCUAAAGAUGAAUUUUGAGCUCACCUCAUUUCUUGAUGGGGAUAUCGAGACCGCUGUUCAGUCUUGCGCAACGAUGGAACAGAAGGAACUACUUGAAGAACUUGCGGAAUCUGCAGGUGCCCCUGCUAGAUGAUAUCUUGAUCGUUCCUGUACAUUCCAAUGCAUCAGUUAGGCUCAGUAUGGUGCCCCUGCUAGAUCCAUGGGCGUAAACUGUAAAGUUAUCAUAAUAGAAUAAAAAUCUUGUAAUGUAUAUUCUUUUGACAUUGUAUUGGACUUGCUCUAAUGAUUUUGAAUUUGAUAUC
This is a messenger RNA of Daucus carota subsp. sativus, 1549 nucleotides long. Its product is annotated as peptide chain release factor APG3, chloroplastic. Bases 151 to 1380 code for a protein of 409 amino acids. Gene Ontology annotation, molecular function: translation release factor activity, codon specific. Gene Ontology annotation, cellular component: chloroplast. Gene Ontology annotation, biological process: translational termination; thylakoid membrane organization; chloroplast organization. The record is from RefSeq and is a predicted model, not a curated record. NCBI's taxonomy places the organism in Eukaryota, Viridiplantae, Streptophyta, Magnoliopsida, Apiales, Apiaceae. The transcript is spliced from 15 exons.